UAUACUUUCUCAGUUCCUGAACUCUAGAAAUCAAAGCACUAACAAGAUGGACGUUUGGUCAUGGAUAUGUGAGUUGCCUAACUCAGACCAAUACUGGACCGAUUCAGACCCAUCACCACCCGUAUUUGAACUCGCGAGUUCCGGUACAUCGACUCAUCAUGACAACCAAACUCGGUCCAUUCAACUCAGGGCUGAGAAAUCGUCCGGCUCCAACAUUGAUGCCCUAGUAACGUUCUCUGUUUGCCUUCAGGGCUUUCACCACGUCAGCCCCCAGAAGAUCCUGUGGGUUUCUGACACGUGCUCACUCUCGUCCGAUAAGCCAUUUCUCCCUCUGGUUCUUCAACUUCUCCAGGAAAUUAUCUCUCGUUCACCAACUGCGCAAGAUAGCACCUGCCCACGUUCCCAGCUCCAGAAGUUAAAACCCGACGCCGUAUCAUGGAUUAUGGAUUCUCACACGCCAGAGUCGUUCUCCACCUUCUUCAACCUCCUCCUUCUUACGCGCCUCUUCUGGGUCUGCGCGUUCGACUGCCACACCGAAGUUGGGUCCUUCUACUUCCGGUCCUUGUUAGCUCCGAGCCUGGAAGCUACGUCGUUUAGUAGCUCACCGGCUUUGAGGACGUUUUUCUUAACGGUAGGAGUAGAUGCUGAGCUGUGUUUCAUGCGCACGCUUGGGUACAUGUUAGCCAAGUGGUGUAUUUUAAGGGAAGUGGGCGUCGGAUUACAAACGUUAACUCCAUUGUUGUCUUCUCCGAAAGUCGGGUUCUCUUACGCGACUGAGUCCCAUGGAUUUUGGAUUCUCAAGGGGUACGCGCCUGUCUGGGGGAUGAAACUCACAAGCCCCAACACUGAGAUGAGUCAUUUUCCGGGGUUUGAAGCGAAAGACGCUGUGCUGAAAUACGCGCUGGCGCACCAGCAACUUGAAGUAGUUAUUCAGUUGGAAUACACGGUUGGAUUCUACGAAGGGCUGAUUCAAGUGAACGCACGCGUGGACAACCUGCGCCUCCAUGUGGCCAAAUUAGGGUACAACAAGGACGAUGACGUGGAGUUCGGGGAGGAGAGGCAUUUCCCGUCCAGAAUCCGAGUUUGGGUUGGGCCAGAAGUCGGAGCAAACUACGUCGCGGGACUGAGUUUGGGCCGGUCCACGAACAACGGGGAGAGAGAGAUCGUAGGCAAGAACAUCGUGAAGGGCAGUUUCGGAAAUUCAAAGUCUCCGAAGAUGAAAACCAUGGCCAGGACAUCGACCCGUGCAAAGCAAAGCAACUGGCGGUGGGACCAGGACGCAGAGGGCAACGCGGCUGUGUUUGAUGCGGUGCUGCACGACAACACGACGGGGCAGGAAGUAGCUGCGCGUAGGUCACGGGCUGCCGGGUCGGGCGAUUACGAGGGGUUGCGGGAGCGGUACAGUGGAACGAAUAGGGUGUUUACAAAGAAGGGAGGAUUGAUACUCGCGGGAGAUGAGUACGGACAAGGAGUGGGGUGGAGACUGAGUAAAGAGACGGAAGGGAGUGUGUUGAAGUGGAGAAUUGGGGGUCAAGUUUGGCUGAGUUAUUCGCCCAAUCAGAUUAAGAGUUCGUAUUUUGAGUCGAGGAGUGUGGAGUGGUGUGAUGAGGUUGACUUGCCUCUCAUUCCUUCUAAGUUGUUGUCGUACUGAGUCCAAAAAUUAAGAGUGUUGCUAUUUAAGAUGUCCAACAAGCAUACUUAUAAUAGUUAUUAAAUUAAAAUAUGUAGAUAUUGGAUUGCAAAAACAAAAAUAUUUGUAGUGUUUGGGCAUCAGUGAUAUCUCGUAGUAUUUUUCAAAAAGUAAGGUUGUAAACGCAUAUCUAUAUCUUAAUUAGGGUUAUUAAAAGAGCAUACUAUAUAUACAUAUAGGUAUAUUAGCAUAAAUAGUUAUUGAACCAAUUAGUCAGUCGUGUAAGUACGUUGAAAAUCAAUCUAUGAAAAUUAUAUCUACUUUGAACGAAAUGGAAUUUUAAGAAUAA
Molecule: messenger RNA, 1979 nt
Organism: Humulus lupulus (European hop)
Lineage: Eukaryota; Viridiplantae; Streptophyta; Magnoliopsida; Rosales; Cannabaceae
Exons: 1
Coding region: 47-1651 (534 amino acids)
Source: RefSeq, a predicted model, not a curated record